ACAAAACCACCCGAGAAAGACUACCUGUGCAAGGAGCAUCGUAUAGUGGCAUACGGGGGCAAUUUCCGUUCUGACGAGGACCCCCAGACAACGGAGCAAAUGCACAUUAGCAACAUCCGCGAUAGUUAUGUCGGAAAAUAGCGAGUUGGCCUCGUCGCCAGCGCCCACGGUGGCUGAUCUGCUCAAUGACGAAAUCGCAAAGCUGCGGGCUCAAGUCGAGUCCCUCAAGCGUGAUGUAGCGCUGCAUAGCAGCACUCUACUCGCGACACCAGCCUUUGUCCAGUCUCUCGAGCAACAAAUCUCUCAGCCCAAAGCGAAACAGCGCCGCACGCGAGCAGCAUCGCAGAAGACGCAGGCGGAGAGAUUGCUCGUUCGAGCCAAGGAACAGCAGGCACAUGCUCAACAGUCGCUGUAUCGUAUGUGCGCUUCCGUCACGACCUUCCGUGUUACCGAUCCCGACCCAAACGCAGUCGACAAUGGCAACGUGCUCGGUAUUCGUUUCGAGGUCAUGUCCCACGCCCGCUUCUUGAAACCGUACUUUGUUAUGCUCAAUCGCCCGUAUACCCGAAGCAAGGCCCUACGGGUCCACCGCCACACAGUACCGCCUAGCAUUCCCUUGGGAGGUUUGGCAGCGCGAUACCUGCCCGCUCCGAAGGGUGACCGGCAGAGGGAUGACCGGCGUCAGAAUGAGGCCCGGCAGGAUCUUCCUCGUUUUGUACGCACGCUCAGAAGAGAGCUCGUGCGCUUUCACAAUCGAACGUCUGUCAUUAGCGAUCUUCGCGACGCCACGACCAAUCGCGAACCAGACACCUCGAUAAUGGCAGAUGGCGAUGACUCGGCCAUAGUGAACAUUCAGGCCGCGGAUGCCGAGGCCAAGCAGGUCAGCAUCGAAUGGGCUGAUGGCCGCGCUGGACGGCUGGUCAUGAACGACAAUGGCGAGAUCGUAAAAAUGGUCGUCCAAGCCGAGCAGGGUCGCGACCGCGAGACGGUAAGAGGGUUCUUAGGCGGUGCAACUCGAGUGGAAGAGGUCGUGGACCGCAUGAAGGGCGCCGCAACAGGACCUUCGGUGUAGCAACGCCUUGACUUGCAUCGACCUCCAGUCUCAGUAUCGUGGCCUAGUGUCCAAGAUAUCUUGUCUCGAGCCCGGACCGCAGACCGGACA
Microdochium trichocladiopsis is the source of this 1162-nucleotide messenger RNA. RefSeq names its product Cenp-O kinetochore centromere component-domain-containing protein. Gene Ontology annotation, cellular component: kinetochore; Mis6-Sim4 complex. The coding region runs from base 128 to 1072 and encodes 314 amino acids. NCBI's taxonomy places the organism in Eukaryota, Fungi, Ascomycota, Sordariomycetes, Xylariales, Microdochiaceae. The record is from RefSeq and is a predicted model, not a curated record. The transcript has 2 exons.